UAAAAUUAUUUAGAGCUUUUUUAUUACUUAAAUAAAUGCUAAAUGGCCUUUAGGCCUUACGGAUUCACAAUCUCCUCCUCCCUUCGCAACGCUUCCGCCGCCAACGACCGCCUCUUCUCCUUCCUCUCCGUCCCUCCUCCUUCCUCCCCGGCCACGUGGCAGAACCUCCUCUUAUCUCUCCGCGGAUUCGCCUCUAGCGCCUCGCUCUACCGCCCCCAACAACAACAGCCUCGCGUGAAAGGUUUAGGUAAACCGGAAGAAACGAUGGCGCAGAAGAUCGGUAAAUCUAUCCGGCGCGCCGGUGAGCCGUCGAAGGCUAGGGUUUACGCCGACGUCAACGUCGUCAGGCCUAAGGAGUAUUGGGACUACGAGUCCCUCGCUGUUCAAUGGGGUGUACAGGAUGAUUACGAGGUGGUGAGGAAAGUGGGAAGGGGAAAAUACAGUGAGGUCUUUGAAGGCAUCCAUGCCACUGAUGACGAGAAAUGCGUUAUCAAGAUUUUGAAGCCUGUGAAGAAGAAGAAGAUUAAGAGAGAGGUAAAGAUUCUGCAGAACCUCUGUGGUGGGCCGAACAUUGUGAAGUUGCUUGACAUUGUUAGAGAUCAGCAGUCGAAGACGCCCAGCUUGGUAUUUGAGCAUGUGAACAAUAAGGAUUUUAAAGUCCUUUAUCCAACUCUCUCGGACUAUGAUGUUAGAUAUUAUAUCUACGAACUUCUAAAAGCGUUGGACUUCUGCCAUUCGCGAGGAAUCAUGCACAGAGAUGUGAAACCGCAUAAUGUCAUGAUUGAUCACGAGCAACGGAAACUACGUUUAAUUGACUGGGGUUUGGCGGAAUUCUACCAUCCUGGGAAAGAAUACAAUGUCCGUGUUGCUUCAAGAUAUUUCAAAGGUCCAGAGCUGCUGGUUGAUUUGCAGGACUAUGACUAUUCCUUAGACUUGUGGAGUCUCGGGUGCAUGUUUGCUGGAAUGAUAUUCCGCAAGGAGCCCUUCUUUUAUGGUCAUGACAACUAUGAUCAAUUGGUCAAAAUUGCAAAGGUACUUGGCACAGAUGAACUCAACACCUACCUGAACAGAUACCGCAUAGAGUUGGACCCUAAUCUUGCGUCCCUCGUUGGGAGACAUAGCCGGAAGCCGUGGUCGAAGUUCAUCAACUCUGAAAACCAGCACUUAGCAGUUCCUGAGGCUGUUGAUUUUGUGGACAAAUUGCUGAAAUAUGAUCACCAAGAAAGGCCAACUGCUAAAGAAGCAAUGGCACAUCCGUACUUCCACCCGAUUAGAAAUGCUGAAAGUAGUCGCACCCUUCGUGGCUAAAUGAUCCUGAAACAUUUGCUGGUUCACUAUUUGAUUUUCACGUCUUUACGGAUUCUAUUGGUUUAAAAUCGAUUGGCCAUGUUUCUUUCUCUCGAUUGUGUAUUGUUGUGGGGUUUUUCUCAGUGUCUCUUUUAAAUAUUUUAUAAUAUAAAAUUUAACAUUCUUUUGACA
This is a messenger RNA of Raphanus sativus (radish), 1479 nucleotides long. RefSeq names its product casein kinase II subunit alpha. Gene Ontology annotation, biological process: protein phosphorylation. The record is from RefSeq and is a predicted model, not a curated record. The transcript has 10 exons. Bases 43 to 1308 code for a protein of 421 amino acids. Gene Ontology annotation, cellular component: cytosol; protein kinase CK2 complex; nucleus. NCBI's taxonomy places the organism in Eukaryota, Viridiplantae, Streptophyta, Magnoliopsida, Brassicales, Brassicaceae. Gene Ontology annotation, molecular function: ATP binding; protein serine/threonine kinase activity.